AGCCGUCUGUCCGAACUGCGCACGAACCAUAUCGUAGAUUGGGAGUGAGAAAGUAACAUUCUGAUAAACGUGACUGAAGAAAGGUCCGUUAGAUUGUUCGACGUCAGGUUUAGCUUGUUCGACAUCUAGAAUGGAUACCGGAAAAGGAGUGAACACAUACCUGUUGAUGGUGUUCGCUUUUCUGUUGGUUUUGAUCGCCAAGUUUCCAGUCAAAGCUCAAACUGAAGAUGAUCCCUGCACAAGUAACCCGUGCUGGAAUGGAGGAAGUUGUUUGAAUUCUUCAGCCGAUUUUACUUGUAUGUGUGCCCCUGAAUUCAUUGGAUCAUUCUGUGAAUCGAAGAGCCACCCUCGUGACUUGGUGUUUGUGACCAAUAGGUCUCCUCCCGGCAUUUAUGUCGCACCCACAGACACCUUUAACUUCACUCUCAUCCCGGGUUUAGACGGUAGCCAUGUCAACAUAAGUCGACCCUACGCCAUUGACUACGACCCAGUAGAGCGCAUGGUGUAUUGGACUGAUGUCACCUUGUUGACUUUAAAUCGUGCCUUUUUGGACGGGAGUGGAGUGGAAGUUCUCUUUAGGGAUCUACAGCAUCCUCCUGGUUUGACUCUUGACGUUGAGAAUCGUGUGAUGUAUUGGACGGAUUCUGGCAGUGAUCUGAUCGAGAGAGCUACUUUGGACGGUCGAGAACGAUCAGUGGUUCUCAACUUGACAAAUGCUUCCCUCGCAUAUGUAAAUCCAAUGGGGAUCGUAGUCGACCCUGCUAACAGUCAUUUAUACUGGACAGACUGGGGUACCGUACCAAAGAUUGAACGAUCUGGCACAGACGGAUCUGGUCGUCGCGUACUUAUCGAUACUUCGCUACAGAACGCAUAUGGUGUAGCCCUUGAUCUGGAGGGGGGAAGGCUGUACUGGUGUGAUUGUUGGACCGACCGCAUUGAAUACUCGGAUCUUUUAGGCCAGGGUCGGACUGUUCUUGUCAACGGCACAAGUUCCUACCUUCCUUUAUUUGAUCUCUUCGUCUACUAUAACUUUAUCUACUGGACCGAAGGGUCAUCAUCCACCAUUAUGCUCUUAGAUAACGAACCUCCGAUGUUCAGUGGUUGCCCUGGUGACGUCAUCAUCCCUGCCAAGCCAUCGUCCAAUGAAGUGGCUUACAGCUGGCCUCCACCUCUCAUCUCGGACAAUGCUGGUCCUGUGGAUGUCACGUUCAGUUGCCAAGCAACCAAAGUUUUGAAAUGUAACCGAACCGGCAGUGGGGUCUUCACAGUUGGUGUUACUUCAGUGAUCUACAACGCUACUGAUACAUCUGGCAACCAUGCCACGUGUCUUUUUAAAGUCACCGUCACAGGUUUUUGUCCAGCCGGCACCACGAAUGAUGAUCUUCAUGGCCGGUUGAUGUGGCUUGCAACAAGAAGAGGCACAACAGCAGAAUCGUUCGAGAGAUGCUCGCUUAUGACAUCAAAAGCUGGGGACCCGUUAGCUGUUCGCAACUGCUCCAUUGUAGCUCCGCCGUUAUAUUUCCAGUGGGGAAACCACGUACCUCGCAGUUGUGGGGAAGAAAGAAACAAUCUAACUCUGGAUCAAGUCAAAGAUGUUAACGUCAGUAAAGGGAACGUGAAUGAAGUGGCUGAGUUUUUGGCCAAUCAGACCUCAGAGUCAAGUGAAAGUGCAGAAAAUGUGCAAGCGGUCUCCACCAUUUUGAUGAACAUUGUCGGGGCAGGAUCAGGAGAUCGUGAGGUAACUGAGUUGGUGAUACAGACGGUAAGCAAUGUCAUCAUGAGUACCAGCCAGACUCCUGACUCCCAGACUCCUGAGGUCUAUGCUGGCAGCUCCUCAGCCAUCGUUCAGUCUGUUGAGGCUCAGGUUUCCUUGACUCUGAGACAAGAGGGUCCGGUCAGUAUACAGCAGGACACCAUCCACGUUGAGGCGGUCAGUCUGGACCCAAUGCUGGUUAGCAACGGACUCACUUUCGUGUCUGCUCCGGAGCAGGAGUCCGGACAGUCUUCACCACAAGAGGGCAGCCUUGUCGGAACUAAGGUCACGACCUUGCUGAAUGCCAGUGAUGACGUGCCUCAAGAUGUGAUAGCUUCAAUCCGGUUACCGGCUAACAUUUUCAGCAGUGAAAACAGUUCCCAGCCGCUGCGGGCGAGUUUCAUUGUCUACGCUGAUGACACCUUGUUCAAGUCAGCGCUUAUCAAUGGCUCCCAAGGAAAGAACGGUUCGAGCCUCCGGGUUGCGGGGACUGUCGUCUCACUGACUGUGGAAGACAUUGAGUUGGUAAACCUCACCGAACCAGUGGUCAUCCAAUUCAAGGCACCAUCCAUUGAAACGGAGCGAAAUAGAACCAUCCAGUGUGUCUUCUGGGAUUUCGAUCUGAACGACAAAGUCGGCGAUUGGUCGAUGGCUGGUUGCUUGCUGGCAACAGAGACCAAUUAUACAGUGUCCUGUAACUGCUGUCAUGCGACCAACUUUGCCAUUCUUGUGGAUGUCCAAGGACAGAAGGACGAACCAGAUGAUCCAUUCCAGAAGGCGCUGGAAAUCAUUAGCCAAGUUGGUUGUGUCCUCUCCAUCAUUGCUCUGGGUAUCACCUUGACUGUGUAUCUUGCUAUCAAGAAACUGCGAAAUGGCAAAUCUCGUCAGAUCUUCAUCCAUUUCUGCUUCUCCUUGCUGAUGUUGUACAUCGUGUUCCUUGCCGGCGUCGACAACGCAAGGGGUACUGGAGAUGGCUGUGUGUUUGUGGCUGCUUUACUCCACUACUUGACUCUAGCCUCUAUGAUGUGGAUGGCCGUUGAAGCCAGGAACAUGUACGUCAGUACGGUGAAGGUGUUCCCAGAAGACGCGCCUCGAUACAUGCUCAAGGCUUGCCUCAUCGCUUGGGGAUCUCCACUGAUUGUUCUAACGAUCACCUUGGCUGCAGCAACUGAUCACUACAGAAACGAGCAUUACUGCUUCCUCGAGCCUGAUCUUGUGCUGUACCUCGGCCUCCUUGCUCCCAUUGGUCUCAUCGUUCUCCACAACAUCAUCACCUUCAUCCUGGUCAUGCGGAGUCUCCUGAAGGUCAAGGAGGAAUCUCGCUCCCAGCAGAUCUCCAAACGCCUCCAGAAUGCCGUGGCAAUCUCCGCCCUCAUGGGCGUGACCUGGAGUUUUGGUUUCCUGGCCAUCGAGGGAGCAACUUUUACCUUCCAGCUCCUCUUCUGUCUGGCCAACUCCUUGCAGGGUGUGCUUGUGUUCCUCAUGUUCUGCGCUCGACGUGAGGAGGUCCGCGACGCCCUUGCACCGUUCACGAAGCGCAUCUGCUGCGGCAGGGAGUUGCACAUGCCAAAGCGGUCAUACGACGUGGCCUUGGUUUCAAGCACUGCAUCUCCAUCCAUCACUUCCCCUUCUAGCAGUGUCGUUACCAAAUUUGACGUGUCUGCUUCUGACUUCCAGGAGGGCGUGGUAGUCCUCAAGUAUAAGACAUAUGACCAAGACAAUUGA
This is a messenger RNA of Patiria miniata (bat star), 3478 nucleotides long. Its product is annotated as adhesion G-protein coupled receptor G6-like. The transcript is spliced from 19 exons. Gene Ontology annotation, molecular function: G protein-coupled receptor activity; calcium ion binding. The coding region runs from base 131 to 3478 and encodes 1115 amino acids. Gene Ontology annotation, biological process: G protein-coupled receptor signaling pathway; cell surface receptor signaling pathway. Lineage: Eukaryota; Metazoa; Echinodermata; Asteroidea; Valvatida; Asterinidae. Gene Ontology annotation, cellular component: membrane. The record is from RefSeq and is a predicted model, not a curated record.